UUCCUGUUUGCAGGCUGCCACGAUGUGUGACGUUGUCGUUUACCGAGAAAACGAAACUUAAUUCGGUCAGGCGGAAUCGAGCUACGUAGAACACGGGGCAGUACAGUUGAGAUGAAAACUGAAACAUUAGCUAAUAGCUAAUAGCUAAUAUCGUGAAUGUUGCACUUUGAAAUGACAUUCCGACUGUAGGGAUAUGCAUAAUGGACGUAGCUAAGCUAAACGAGUAUGCUCAGAGGGAGCGGUUGUCGCUGAGGUAUGAGGACGUUGGAUCUGUUGGCCCGGAUCACAUUAAAACGUUUACAGUCAGAGCAAUCGUGAAUGGUAAUGUGUAUCCUGAUGGUGUGGGAAAUAACAAGAAGGAAGCCAAACAAAACGCAGCUACACAUGCCCUGAGGUGCUUGUUGGAGAAACCACCUGACCCUACCGAGAAGGUAGCUGAAGCUUCUACUGCACCAGUUCUACAAUCAAGUUUCACUCAGCCCAACUAUAUAAGUUGGCUAAAUGAAUAUGGUCAAAAGAAACGGCGUAUUAUAAGGGUAUCGGAGUCAACAAGACUGGGACAAAAUAAUGCUGCUCCAUGCUGUUGCUUCAUCGUUGGUGAUAAAGAGUAUCCAACUGCCACUGGGAGAACGAAAAAAGAAGCUAAAGAGGAAGCAGCCAAGCUUGCAUAUCAUGAGAUAUGUUGCAGUAAAACUACGGAGGCAUCUUUGUGCUCAGCUGCGUCUGAUGACGGGGCGCUUGCCAGGGUGUCCACGCCACCGAGCCCACUGGAGUUCCUUAAUCCCAAACAUAAAAGUCUGCCCAAGACUUCAACUGACUCAGCUGUUUUCUCAAAUUCAUCCAAUCUUCCUGAGGACAAGAUUCAAAGUCCAGACGUGAAGCCAAAAAUAAGAAUUGCAGCAAAUUUCAAAAAUUCCCCCAGAAACAGCAAAGAUGAUGUGAUCAAUUUCAAUGACAAGAAGACAGGAAGUAGUCCAAGUAAGGAAACUACAAAGCAGUCAGUGAAUUCAAGGUUCACAUCUGAUUUUGACUCCAUUGUGCGCCUCGGCAGCGGAAGCUUCGGUCGUGUUUAUAAGGCACAACAAAAACUGCUAAGGAAGGAUUAUGCUAUAAAGAUUGUCCCUUGCAAAGAGAUCAAAAAAGUUCUAGGAGAAGUGACAGCAUUGUCAGACCUCCAUCACAGCAACAUCGUGCGAUACUACACCUGUUGGUUGGAGGAUUCAGGAUACCAAUGGGACAGCAAAGAUGACAGUGGCAGUUCCUCACAGUCAACCGGUAAUAAGUUCUUUUAUAUUCAGAUGGAGUUGUGUGACACUACACUCAGAGUGUGGAUAGACCAGAAGAAUGUUCAGAAUGUGAAGAAAUCACUGCGAGACUCCAAGAGAAGAGAAGAGGGUCUAAGUAUUGCUCAGCAAAUAGUCAGCGGAGUCGAGUACAUUCACUCCAAGAUGCUCAUACACAGGGACCUGAAGCCUGCCAACAUCAUGUUUGGGCAAAAUAGAGAAGUGAAGAUCGGAGACUUUGGUCUGGUCACGGAUGAGAACGACGACGAUGCUGACAACCUGAGGGAGAGAAUGGUGUACAAAGGAACCCCGGGAUACAUGGCUCCAGAGCAGAAACACAGGCGCACGAGUUAUGAUCGAAAAGUGGACAUAUUUGCUUUGGGGUUGAUCUUUUUUGAAGUCUUUUGGAAGAUCUUACUUGAUGAAAGGAAACCGAUUUGGGAUGAUGCCAGAGACCAGACGUUACCUCAAGGGUUUCAACAACAUUUUCCACUGGAGAGCAAAAUCAUCAUGUCAAUGCUGUGCGAGAAGCCCCAACACCGACCUGAAGCAAGUAAACUAAAGACAGACUUUGAAGAGUGCGCUCGUAGAUUGACAUGUCUUAAAGAUAUGUGCCUCAACAGUCAGACUUUUUGAUUAUUUCAAGAAAAUCAAUAAACAACAGGCAAAAGCAUCAGUCAUCACAUGCAUGGCUAUUCAGCAUCAUAUUCCAUAACACUGAGAGUUUUCAUUUCCUAAAAGGGGUAUCUGUUUAAAUGACUGAUGUUUUCAUGAACUAAUAUGACAAAUGUUUCAUAAUUAUGUAUCAUUGAUUGGGAAUGGCGCACAGAAAUGGGUCAUUCUGUGUAAAAUCUACCAAAGUACAAUACAUUUACUUGAGAAAAACAAUUAGCUCUGUAUUUUAAUUGACAAGAUUUAUUCUGCUCUGUUUUCUAAAACAACAAGUUAUCUCAAAAUCCUAAGAGAAGCUCUCCUUUUCUUCAUGGCUCUUUUUCAUGGGAGAAAACAUGUCCUGCUUGUUAGGUUUAAUACAGUUUAUUUUGUGUUUGAUAUGUUACAUAUGGAGAUACACUUGUCUCUAAGUAAUAUAGAAGAUAUUGUUGUAAAAAUGUUGUAGAGUUUCUCCAGGAUCAGUUGAACUAAGUCUUGCUUCACAGAUAUAAGAGGAUGCAUCUGAAAAACAUUUGGGUUGACUGGGAGGGGAAUUAGUAGAUGGCAGUCAAGCAGUUGCCCCUUUGUUAAUCUCAAGUCUUCUAUAGGUUUCUCAGUGCUGGAAUAAAUUUACCAGGCAUGUUUGCUUCCAUGAAAUCGGACUAUCAAGUUAACAAGAGCUUCUCUUAGGAUUUAAAGGCAUCUGGUUAAUUUCGAAUAAUGAAGCAGAGUUGUUUUUUCAAAACUGCUGAACUUUUCAUGGAAUUCUGAUAAAAUCAUAUUAAUAUUUUUCUCCAGUGAGUGCUUUAUGACUUAUCAGACAAAGGUUUUGUUUAAAUUUUAAAUUUUGCUCAAACAUUAAAUAUGUAUGCCCCAGAUUUGUUAAAAGCAGGCGGGAAGUCGAAGUUCAGUUCAGACUGGCAAACAAAGAGAUGUAUUUUUAGGGCUGCCCUGUGCACUUAUACUGUAAAGGUACAGAUAAAUACUAGAGGCACUACACACAUCCGCAUUUCCCUCACCGGUAAUGUAAUACCGGUGAAGGACAGGCCUGCUACUUUGUAAAAGAAAAUAUACCCCCAUAGAGACAACCCAUCGUGGCCAUUUGCAGACAUGGUUGUGCUGUGGAGGGGAUUUUGAUGCGCGUCUAUUUGCACUUUACGGCUUCUACAGAACGGCUUAUCCAACGGACCUCGCGCGCUGCACUCCACUCCCUCUGGUCCACAGAAAUACAUGGCAACCAUGAAGUGGAUCGGUCCUCACAUAUAUACACCGAGGCGUCUGUCAUUAUCGUAGCAUAUUAUGCCAUUUGAGACAAAAAAAAGCAUUGUUUGUCAAAUAUGUUUUUUGGCCCCUGGGUCUUCAGUCAUAUUCCUACCAAGAACCACAUCUUAGACAGGUGGACAUAUUUGGUCUUAAAUACCUUCAAUUAAACCUUGGCAUAACUCGUAAAACCUUAAAUGUGGUAGAGGCAUAAAAAAGACUAUACACACUGGAUCAAAAUGAUGAAAGUGAACAAGCAGAUGUCAUACAUUUCAUUACAGGCCCUUGAAAUUGGAAAAAAGCCAAAUAUGUGGAUUUGGGUCCCCAGGCAGUAUGCACCCCCAAAGUAUAUAUAUAUGGACAUCUCUAUAUUUCCUGCUAAAAACAAAGUGUUGGAUUAAUGUUGUGACACAUUUCAAGGGCUCUAACAUCAGAAUGUUGAGAUGUGGCAAGAUUGGUAAUGUGGAUUCAUUGCUAGAACCUUGAAAAUGUGUGUGAAAAGGGGUCUUUAUGUGGGUAUUUUGUGCGUUAAGUAACAAUUGUCUACCAUGUAGUCUACAUGUUAAAAUUGAGCAAACGGAGGCUUUAAGCACAAUCAACUACCUGGCAUACCAUCGAGGUCCCGGUGAACUUUUUUCAGUGCUAAGUAACUGUAUUGAGUUGUUGUGUUGAAAUGUUUACAUGCUACAUGUUACAUGCUCCAUGGAAGUAGCUUUUGAGCACUUCCUUUAUGCAAAUAUGUGUAUUGAGAUACAUUUUGAGAGUAUGUCUUUACUUGUAGGUAGGAUUAAUCUCACCCUCACUUGCAAAAUGCAGGUAUAUACAUGGGUACUCGGUUUAUAGAUGCCGCAUCUUGUUAAAUUUAAACGUGAAGACAACAUGUAAGGAACUUGAAACUUUACACACAGAAUGCGCACUUAUAGACCUUUUUUUACACACAUUUUCAGGGUUGCAGGAAUGAUUCCACAUCACCAUUUAGGCCCCGUCCACACGGAGACGAAAACGAACUGAGGUCGAUAUCAAAAAAGUGUCCGUCCACACGAGACUGCUGGAGACGCUGUAGUACAUAUGCCGGGCCUGUAAGUGGCGCUGUACUUCCGCCACAAAAUACACCAAAAGCAGCAAAUAAGACCCCUCCUGCAUGGUUGCCUGGUUGCCCUUCUGGUUAUUCUCCGCGGUGGAUUUAGCAGCUAGGAGAACUGCAUUUUAGCAACAUGUAGUUCAUGUAGUUCUCCAUGUCCACUUGUUGCUGAUGGUUGUGGACCUUCCCACUUUGGGAUGCGUUAUCGUUUGAGGGCUACAUUUCCGCGGUUCCGUUACGGCCUCGUGUGCACGAACCGUCCAUACGAUAAAGAACUAUAGCGGAUAACACCCGUUUCGUCUCCGUGUGGACAGGGCCUUAGGCUGCUCAAAAAGGCAACAGAUUACAAUUUUGACAUGUCAAAUUGCAACAAGUCAGAUUAUGUUUAUGUUAGAGCCCCUGCAAUUUGGUAUAACAUCAAUCAAUUACUGUAAUGCAUGAAAAUGUCCAUAUGUGUAAAUUUAGGAGGACUGCCUGUGGCCCCAAAAGCACCAAUUAUGCACUUUUUUUUAUUUCAAGGGCCAGUAAUACAAAUAUGACAUCUGCUUGUGCCUUUUAACCAUUUGUAUUUUGUGGUUAACAUUUUAUCUGUGUUUCUACCAAAUUUUAAGGCUCUAGGAGUUGUAUUUAUUAAGAUUCUGAACGCUGAAAAGGGCUUCUUUUCUGACACAUUUUUAGUGGGUGGAAAUUACAAAAUUCCCGGUGGAAAUCUAUUCUGCAAAAAUAUAAAACAACAUUUAUUUUUUGGUUUUAAUCAUCAUAUAUUUAUAUAUAUAUAUAUAUAUUUAUAUUUAUAUAUAUAUAUAUAAAUAAAUAUAUAUAUAUAUAUAUAUAUAUAUAAUGUUUCGACCAAAUAUAUGAUAUAAAUAAGAACCUCCGUCUGAUUUGACAUACGGCAAUUUUAACUUUUAACAAAUAAUUAAUUCAUGGUCAAGUUAUCAACUCAUUGAAACAAUGUAUUCCACGCUGCAUGUCUGGGUUCAAGUUGUCAAAUUAAACCCUUUGCUUUUAAUGACUUGUCUGAAUAAAAUGUUGGCAACAAGGGUCUGAUGGUCAUCAGUCCUCUGUAAAGUGUUGCACAAUCUCUGCUGCAUGACGUGGAUUCCUCUGCUUAUGAUAUGCUUUGUUUACAUUAAAAUGAGUCUGUACCGGUAUUUGAUCACCUCUGAAUAAGGGAAUGUGCCCUUGUUCCAGAAAAAUUCAAACAUUUGAUGAUAACGACUUUAAAAUGCUGAAUCUUCAACAUAACCAUGUUUAAGUACUUAGUUAUAGCAUUUCUGACAUAAAGGAAUUACACUCAA
Gymnodraco acuticeps is the source of this 5576-nucleotide messenger RNA. RefSeq names its product interferon-induced, double-stranded RNA-activated protein kinase-like. Gene Ontology annotation, biological process: protein phosphorylation. The record is from RefSeq and is a predicted model, not a curated record. Gene Ontology annotation, molecular function: ATP binding; protein kinase activity. Lineage: Eukaryota; Metazoa; Chordata; Actinopteri; Perciformes; Bathydraconidae. The transcript has 16 exons. Bases 201 to 1919 code for a protein of 572 amino acids.